Molecule: messenger RNA, 1828 nt
Organism: Cryptomeria japonica (Japanese cedar)
Lineage: Eukaryota; Viridiplantae; Streptophyta; Pinopsida; Cupressales; Cupressaceae
Product: ribose-phosphate pyrophosphokinase 1
Exons: 9
Coding region: 173-1414 (413 amino acids)
Biological process (GO): purine nucleotide biosynthetic process; ribonucleoside monophosphate biosynthetic process; 5-phosphoribose 1-diphosphate biosynthetic process
Cellular component (GO): ribose phosphate diphosphokinase complex; cytoplasm
Molecular function (GO): ribose phosphate diphosphokinase activity; magnesium ion binding
Source: RefSeq, a predicted model, not a curated record
GUAGCUUAAAGAAGCAGACAUAGGUCAUUUUAAAUAAAUAAAUAAAUGACUUGUAAAAAUUAGAGAAGAUGAUUUACUUAGACAGUGACAAGAGCCUCCUUUUGAAUUUGGUCUGUGAAGGGCAAAGCCUACAAAUUGAACGCUGUGAGAAACCCUUAUCCAGAGGGCUUCAAUGGCGGCAUCUGCUUAUCCUAACAGUUUAUCGUCAGGGUUAUAUUCUGCUACAAAUUCAGCAUUUAAGGCUGCUGGUUUAAGUUCCUUCGUCACACCUGCUUCACGCCUGCCAUUGCUUCGUUGGCGCUCCGAGAUUCAAACGACGAGGUGCAUGCUGGUCAAUCGAGUUGAUUCCCAAAAUGGAAGACCAUAUAUUCCUUUGCUUCAGAAUCAAGGUAUGAAUGGGUUGCUGAGAUCUAGUCAUCCACAAGAAAUGGUUGAAAAAGGCUUUCAGCAUGAUUCAAGACUCCGCAUUUUCUCAGGGUCAGCAAAUCCAUCUCUUGCACAGGAAAUUGCGUGCUACCUAGGGCGUGACCUUGGGAAAAUCAAAAUUAAAAGAUUUGCGGAUGGAGAGAUAUAUAUCCAACUCCAGGAGAGUGUCAGAGGUUGUGAUGUGUUUCUUAUACAACCAACUUGCCCACCAGCAAAUGAAAAUCUGAUGGAGCUUCUUGUAAUGAUUGAUGCUUGUCGUAGAGCAUCAGCUAAAAAUAUUACAGCUGUUAUUCCAUACUUUGGAUAUGCUAGAGCAGAUCGAAAGACACAGGGACGUGAAUCUAUUGCAGCAAAACUUGUGGCAAACUUAAUAACAGAAGCAGGAGCGAAUCGUGUUCUUGCAUGCGAUCUUCAUUCUGGACAGUCCAUGGGGUAUUUUGAUAUUCCAGUGGACCAUGUAUACGGCCAGCCUGUUGUUUUAGAUUACCUUGCCAGCAAGAUGAUUGCAUCAAAUGAUUUGGUGGUGGUAUCACCUGAUGUGGGUGGUGUUGCUCGUGCUCGUGCCUUUGCUAAAAAGUUGUCUGAUGCUCCUUUAGCUAUUGUUGAUAAAAGAAGGCAUGGCCACAAUGUUUCUGAGGUUAUGAAUUUGAUAGGCGAUGUGAGGGGAAAAGUUGCUGUCAUGGUUGAUGACAUGAUUGAUACUGCAGGUACUAUUGCAAAUGGAGCUGCAUUAUUACACCAAGAGGGUGCGAGAGAAGUUUAUGCAUGCUGCACACAUGCUGUUUUUAGCCCUCCUGCAAUUGAACGGCUAUCUGGAGGCCUUUUCCAAGAAGUUAUUAUUACUAACACAAUACCAGUAACAGAAAAGAAUUACUUUCCUCAGUUGACAGUUUUGUCUGUGGCAAACCUUCUUGGUGAAACUAUUUGGCGUGUCCAUGGUGAUAGUUCUGAUGGCCUUGAUCCUCAUUCGAGCCUUGGUAUUGACUAGAGCUAUUUGGUGGUGGAAAUUAACUUAUUGGGGGUUUUUUGACACGUCUUUUUAGCAGGAAAGAAGCUCAGAUCAGCUAUGCAAUUCUUUUCUUCAAAUAUGAUUGGAAGUUGACUAUUGUAGCAUAUGUAUUAGGUUUUGGACUUGAUGGGACAUGGAAACCUAUACAAAGCUUGAAGUGCAAUUCAUCAGAAUUUUCAAAGGAUCCCUUUCGAAGAGUUCUAGGAAAAUAGCGCAAAUGUAAGAUAGUGAGCAAUGUCUCAAACUUCAGAGUUUUGUCCAGUGGGGGAAUCCCAAAUUGUUUUUCUGAAGUUGAUAAAGUUGUUCAUAUAAUUAUUACUAAUUACAAAAGCCAUUUUUACAAGUUGUUCGUAAAUAUUUGAACUUAUAAUCAACAUGGAAUAGAAUUCAGCA